AUGGCUGUACUCCCAAAAGCCAUCCCGUCGUUGUCAGAAUGCCAGUGCCUCAUCUGUUUGAAUAUCCUCAUUGAGCCUGUAACACUGCUGUGUAACCACACACUCUGUGUCAGUUUCCAGUCGACUCUCGAAAAAAGAAGUUUAUGCUGUCCAUUUUGUCCCCGCCGGAUCGCUUCAUGGACCUGGUACUUUGCCCGAAGAAAUUCUCUCAUCAACCUGGAACUGUGGCAGAUAAUCCAAAACCAUUAUCCAGAAGAGUGCAAGCUAAGAAUGUCUGGGCAGGAAUCACAGGAGGUCGUUCAUGACCCUAAGCCGGUUCACUUUCUAAGUAAACCCGGGGAACUGAGGAGAGAAUAUGAAGAGGAGGCGAGAAAGCUGGAAGCAGAAUGACGAGCUAUUAGAGAAGAAGAAAACAAGAAGAGUGAAGAGUACAUACAGACAUUAUUGGCACAGGAGGAGGAGGAGGAAAGACUCAAAGCUCAAAAGAGAAGAGAGAUGAAAGAACACCUGAACAUUGAUGAAGAAUUAGCAAGAGAGCUAAGUAUUAAUUUCCUUGAUGGAAAUGUCUUGCCUCCUUCCUGGAAUUCCAGAGAAUCUGGUACGGUCACAUUCAAGUCUCCAAAGAAAAGUAAGGACAAACACAACAACACCGGAGAUAUUCAGAAGUAUUUGCCACCUAAAUUUCAGUUUGGAUUAACAUCACAGUCUGAAGUUGUACAAGAAAGGAGGAAAACCUCUGUGUCCAAGGAAACUGACAGUACUAUCAUAAAAAGUCCUACGUGGCAAGAAACAGAAAUUGAAGAAGAAAUGCCACAAAUAUGCAUGGAUGUUCAACCACAGGGUGCAAAGUCUUCAGAGCUUCUCGUACCUCAGUUUCAUGCCACUGGUAGAGAAUGGUGCUGUGAACGAAAAAUCAAAAUGGUUGGAAGCAAUCGCGUUGAAGAGCUACAUGUCCUGAAUCACGAGAGACCUGAAGCCAGAGUUCCCCGCUUUGGGGAAACAGAAACUACAUGUGUUCUACCAGGUAUGACACAGAUAAUUGAAAAUAACACAGUUGAGACAGAAAAUGAAGAGGCUUGCCUACAGAUCAAUAAGUAUAUUUCUCAAGGAAAAAUCCAGGAAUCUUCAUUUGAGGCAGUCAUGGAUCCAUUCAUUUCUGCAAAAAGAAGGAAAAUAUUUCCCAAAGCUUCCUCAGGCCAAGAGGACGCAGAAACUAAUGUUACCCAGAAUCUGAUAAAUCUGGAAGGCUUCCUUCUUGAGAAAACGAAACAGGAAGAGCAGGACUGGUUGUUCGCAUGGCAGCUUCAGAAAGAAAUAAUCAAAGAACAAAAGAUGCCAAACCGGCAAAAAGGAUCCCCGAAUGAGUGUGCCUCACGUUGUCGUCCUACCACUUUGCUUCCAGACAAAUUGCUAAGUGAGCAGAAGAAAGAUUCCAAAGACACGACUAACUUCAAGAGACUGACUGAUAGAAAGCAUCCAAAAUCUCCGAAAGGCCCAGACAAUAAAAACAGAUCUACAUCCAGAGGAAAUGAUACUGCCAAGAAGUAUCUCUUGAGGCUGAUUCCCAAAACACAUGGCGCUCUGGAGGAGAGUAGAUACUUGAACAAGACUGAGAAAAGGAGCGGUGGCUGUGUGGAUGUUGAGAGUACCAGCAGCAGCCCUGGUGGCAGGAAAGCAAAAAAGACUGAGGAGCUUCAGAAUGAGCUGGAUGUAGACAGAGGAGGACCAAAGGAGGCCGGGCCACGGGGUUAUAGACACCACCAUGGUGGUGGGCAGAGAACAGAAAGAAAUUGGAAGAACUUCAUUCCCCCCUCACGAAGACUUGUGGAUCGGCACAAGAAGCAGCCAUCUUCCUGA
Suricata suricatta (meerkat) is the source of this 1857-nucleotide messenger RNA. Its product is annotated as E3 ubiquitin-protein ligase RNF168-like. The record is from RefSeq and is a predicted model, not a curated record. Lineage: Eukaryota; Metazoa; Chordata; Mammalia; Carnivora; Herpestidae. Gene Ontology annotation, molecular function: nucleosome binding; ubiquitin-protein transferase activity. Gene Ontology annotation, biological process: protein ubiquitination; double-strand break repair. Gene Ontology annotation, cellular component: site of double-strand break; nucleus.